Messenger RNA from Penicillium longicatenatum, 891 nucleotides. RefSeq names its product alternative oxidase. Lineage: Eukaryota; Fungi; Ascomycota; Eurotiomycetes; Eurotiales; Aspergillaceae. Gene Ontology annotation, cellular component: mitochondrion. Gene Ontology annotation, biological process: alternative respiration. The record is from RefSeq and is a predicted model, not a curated record. Gene Ontology annotation, molecular function: alternative oxidase activity. The coding region runs from base 1 to 891 and encodes 296 amino acids. The transcript is spliced from 3 exons.
AUGGCGGCUUCUAUAUUGAUACCACGUACUCUGCGUGGUUCGAUCAUCAGAACUACCUUCUACCCAAUUCCAUUCCCUCACACAAGGCGCCACACAACAUCCCAGAUACCACAAAAGUCAUCAUGGAAACAUCCUACCUACACAAAAGAUCAUAUCACCGCCGUCGAGCCCGCACAUCGUAAGCCCGACACAUGGCAAGAUCGAGUCGCUCUCCAAAAAGUACGUUUCCUACGCCGGGGCAUGGACUUUGCAACCGGAUAUAGAUCUUCAGGGCCAACCACCAUACUCAACGAGGAUAUGACGGAAGAAAAAUGGCUUCGGAGAUUUAUAUUCCUUGAAAGUGUUGCCGGUGUACCAGGCAUGGUAGCCGGAAUGCUCCGUCACCUAAAAAGCCUACGACAGAUGCGCAGAGACAACGGAUGGAUCGAGACUCUCCUCGAAGAAGCCUACAAUGAGCGAAUGCAUCUGCUGACAUUCCUCCAAUUGGCCCAACCAACCCCCCUAAUGCGCUUCAUGGUCCUAGGCGCCCAAUGCGUAUUCUUCACCGGCUUCUCAGUCGCAUACCUCAUCUCCCCACAGAUUUGUCACCGCUUCGUGGGGUAUUUAGAAGAGGAGGCUGUUAUCACAUACAGCAAGGCGAUUCGGGACCUCGAUAAUGGGCGGCUUCCACGGUGGGAAUCACUGCGGGCGCCUGAUAUGGCCGUGAGAUACUGGGAGAUGCCUGUUGAUCAGCGGUGCAUGCGCUCUUUGUUGCUUUAUGUGAGGGCUGAUGAGGCGAAGCAUUGUGAGGUCAAUCAUACGCUUGGGGAUUUAGAUCAGAAUUUGGAUUUGAAUCCCUUCUCGGUUAGGGUUGAACAGAUGAGAAAGGGUGAAGUCAAGGCUGAGCUGUGA